CUCACAUGACUGCUCCAAUGGAGACGCGGGUAAGGUGAGAACGAUGCAAGCGAUGGCAGCCCUCACCAAGCCUAACGGCCAUGGCUCCAAGCAUGACGGCGUCAUGGCCUCCCCGCCGUCGAUCUCCAUCGCCUGCACGCCAACCCACGAGGUGAGCCGGCCGCCACAGGGCAACGGAACCGCCGGUUCCUUCGCCUCUCGUGCGCGUCCACCCACGGACUCGCUGCCGCUCCAAGGCAGGGUGGCCAUCGUCACCGGAGGCUCCGGCGGCAUCGGAAGCGUCAUCACCGCCCACCUCGCCUCCCUCGGCGCCAAGGUGGUCAUAAGCUACAUCGGCGAUCCCACCCCGGCCAACCGCUUGGUCUCGGAGAUCAACUCAGCGUGCACCGAGCCCGGCCCGCGGGCCGUCGCGGUGGAGUCGGACGUAACAGACGAGGCACAAGUGAAGCUACUGUUCGACCGGGCGCAACUCGCGUUCGGCCCACUGAUCCACAUCGUCGUCGCCGCCGCCGGGGUGCAAGACCCCAAUUACCCGCCGCUGGCCGCGACGACCUUGGCGCAGUGGGAGUGGGUGUUCGGCACCAACGCCAAGGGCACGUUCCUUUGCUGCCGGGAGGCGGCCAACCGGGUGGUGCGCGGCGGCGGGGGACGGAUCAUCACGAUGUCGUCGUCGACGGUGGGAUCGCUGAGGCCGGGCUACAGCACGUACUCGGCCAGUAAGGGCGCCAUCGAGGUGAUGACGAGGGUCCUGGCGAAGGAGCUGAGGGGGACGAGGAUCACGGUGAACGGGGUGGCGCCGGGGCCGAUCGCCACGGCGUUGUUCUACCGCGGGAAGUCAGAGGAGCGGAUCGAGGCGAUCGAGGCGGAGAGCCCGCUGGGGCGGCUGGGCCAGCCGGAGGACGUGGCCCCCGUGGUGGGGUUCUUGGCGAGCGAUGCCGGGGAGUGGAUCAACGGUCAGAUCAUUCGGAUCAACGGUGGAUAUGUGUAGCACUAUACUGCUGCAACUUACUUCUCUUUCCUUCGUCUCCGCCAUGAGAGAACGCUUAAGCUGCUAAAUCCAAAAGGAUGGAUAUGUCACGUAACAAAACACUGCUCUGAACUGAAAGUGUUGCUAUAAUAACGAAAUUGAGUUGUAAAGGUUCCAUAAAGAAGGAUUUUGAUUGCUGAUAAUAAAGAACUUACUAUGAAAGCACUUUAAUUGAGGCCAAUAAAUUGAUGGCAUAGAGAU
Musa acuminata subsp. malaccensis (wild Malaysian banana) is the source of this 1228-nucleotide messenger RNA. Its product is annotated as NADPH-dependent aldehyde reductase-like protein, chloroplastic. The record is from RefSeq and is a predicted model, not a curated record. Gene Ontology annotation, molecular function: oxidoreductase activity. Lineage: Eukaryota; Viridiplantae; Streptophyta; Magnoliopsida; Zingiberales; Musaceae.